Messenger RNA from Fusarium keratoplasticum, 1755 nucleotides. RefSeq lists its product as uncharacterized. The record is from RefSeq and is a predicted model, not a curated record. NCBI's taxonomy places the organism in Eukaryota, Fungi, Ascomycota, Sordariomycetes, Hypocreales, Nectriaceae. The transcript is spliced from 2 exons. Bases 1 to 1755 code for a protein of 584 amino acids.
AUGGCUUCUUCGUCCUCCGUCUCAGGCCGCUCAGCCUCCAGGAUGAGAAGAUUCCCCGACGCUGACCCCGAGGACGCCGCGUUCCCUUCGAGUCAGUCCGCGUCGCCGGUUUUUGCCCUGCGAGGCUCGUCUUUGUAUUUUUCUAGAGCCAUGUCGCAGCCGGUGAGGAGAUGGUUUCUUGUUAUUCUGACCUUUCUCCUCCUCUCUUGGACCUCCUACGUAGCCUUGUUCACCUCACAUCUUGAUCAUGUCAUACCCGGCCGGACCUCCUCCGAAACCCUCUCGCGUGCCGACCUCGAUGGCCUCAUAGUGCCUCCCCAGAGCAAAAAGCCCAGCUCUUCACGGCGUCUACGCCUUUUUAUGCCCGCAGACUCGCCUCACAUUAACCUCUGCAAGACCAUCAUAUCUGCCGUCGCUCUGGGCUACCCCAUGCCUACUCUGCUAAACUGGGGACGCGAGUACAACCGACCUUCCUGGCACUUUGCCGGUAGUCACAUCGCCAAGCUUGAGAGUCUUUUGGGCGGUAUUGAAGCCCUUCUCGAAGAUGGCGCGAGCGUGGAUGACGUCGCUGUCCUUGUCGACGCCUACGACAUGUGGUUUCAGCUCCCACCUUCUGUGCUCCUCGAGCGCUACCACCAGCUUAACCGCGAAGCUGAUGCUCGCGUGCGCAAAGAAUGGGCAGCUUUUGCAGACUUUCCCAUCCCGCCUCCUCGUCAGGACAUCAUUGUCACGACGGCAAAGGACUGCUUCCCUGACAGCUACUCGGGCUCCGAUCCGCGGUACGAGCAUUGGCCUGAGUCACCGAUGCCAAAAGACAUGUAUGGUGAGGGGACAGAUGUGAUACCGUGGUCGCUUGAUCCUGCGAGAAAGUACAAAAAGGUGCGCCCGAGAUGUGUCAACAGCGGUCUCAUCAUGGGAUCCAUGGGCGGCUUGAGAGAUGCCCUCCGCCGAUGCAAAGAGAAGAUUGAUCGCGUCGCCAUGAACAGCCGUCAGCUCUGGAGUGACCAGGCGCUCAUAGGAGAGGUUAUUGGAGACCAAGAGAUAUGGCGUGAGUGGGUGAGACAUCUCGCUUCCUCAUGGAACGGCUCCAUCGUCCACAACAAAGCAUCUCUCGACGCCGCCGUCCGAAGCAUCGCUAACGCUGCCUUGCUCGGCCAACGCUUCGAGUUUGGUAUCGGCCUCGAUUACAACUUCACCACGGCCCCGCCCACCUGCUCCGCCGAAGAGGACGGCUACUUUGUCAAUCUCUCCGACGCCGCCAAUGUCACCUCCGAGUCCGAAAGGGCUGGGGUCCCCGGUCCCCCGCGCAUCAACGGCCCACCCCCGGAGCUACGCCGUAGCCCGGACAAGAUCCUUUCCGAGACAAACUGGGGCUCGGUGCCGCUAUACACCGACUUCUUCUUCGGCGUCACCCCCGUGGGAAUCCACCACAACGCCUACGUCAACGGGCUCAAAGGUCUACGACUACGUACCUGGUGGGACAAGAUGUGGUACUACCCGCAGCUUCGAGACCUUAUCGUCCAGCGCCUAAAGCCCGACACAGACGAGUCAGGGCGGCCGCUGGCAGAGAUCGAAGACGGAAUUGUGUAUCUGGCUGACGGGCAUCACAAGACGGCGAGGGUGUUUAGCCCCCGCAAUCCUUCGGGCGAGAGGUUUGUCCCCAUCGCGUGGGACGGCGUGUGUCAGAGCAAGGCCAGCGGGAGGAUGUGGUAUGACGAGCUGUUUGGGGACGAAAAGGGUCCUCUACACGUUUGA